UCCAACAGGUUUAACUGGAAGCACUCGCUUUCGGAGCGCCGUUCCUUCAUCAGAUGGUUGUAGAGUGUAAGACCGCAGGAUGUGUUAGUGCAGAGUGUGUGAAUUACAGUGUGUGAAUGACUGUGUUGCUGCUAGAUGCACUGUCAAGGUGCUUGGAUGUGCGUGCGUUCGGUUGUGUCGGUAGUUGGGUGAUCCCUGCGAUGGAUUUAGAUUAGAUUAGAUUACUUACGGUGUGGAAUUUGUUUUCCGCGCUCUCCUUGUAUGAUAUGUUUCACAAUGACUGACUGUUUAAACUCCAGUUUCUGUGGGUGUUGCUUUUAUUGGUGACACUGGUCCCCAGCCCAGCGCUCCUCAUUGCCCGCAUUUGCUAGACAUUCCCAGGCGGCAUUCUGCUGCUUCUCAUCAUCACACCAUCUGACUGGAAGCUCAGACGGGCGAUGACAACAACAAAGAUCAUUUACUUCUCGGUGGACGGCAGACCUGAACAAGCGGAGUUCCCUAGCGACUGCCCAGCCCAAGAUGUGAAAGAGGUUUUCCGAGCUGCUGCCGAAGCAGGUCCUUACGAUAUCUUGAAACUAUAUAACACAAAAGGCAACAUUAUAAACAUCUCCCCAAAGCUGGAGUCUAAUACUCGUCAGACACAGUACAAACUGGAAGUUGUUGCUGCGGAUUGUAAGACUUAUUCCUUAGGUUCUGAACUGGCAACAGCUUUGGGAUUUGAUCUGUCAGCUAUGGAGAAAAGGUUACAGACAUUAGAGAAAAAAAUUCUGGUUGCAUCUACAGACAUGCCAUCGAUCAUGUAUGAGAUGAGAAAUCGGGUAGAAUCAUUUCGGGAGAAACUUGAAAGCGUUGAACACCUCAGCUGGCUAGGGUUAUUUAAAGAGCUGUCAAAUGGAACGAACAAGCCGUCACCCUUCUAUCACAAACGUUCAUUAAGAAAAACAAAAGAAGAGUGCCAGCAAGUAAUGGAAAAUUACCUGCAGAUGAGCAGUCUUGAGGUCACAGAAGAAGUCAGACAGUAUCUGAAGACACCAACCUUUGAUAACUGGCAAUGGGAAGAUGCAGAGAUCAUGGUGCUCCUUCAACUGAUGUACAUAGACUUGGAUUUUAUGAACAAAUUCAACAUUGAAAUGGAAGUUCUGCAACAGUUCCUUUUUGAGGUGUAUCGCCAUUAUAACAACAUUCCCUUCCAUAACUUCAAGCAUUGCUUCUGUGUCACCCAGAUGAUGUAUGGGUUGAUCUGGUUAACAGACCUUCAAAACAAAAUGGAUGAUAUUGAUAUCCUAACCAUGCUCACCUCAGCAAUAUGCCAUGAUCUGGACCAUCCAGGCUAUAACAAUGCAUAUCAGAUAAAUGCUCGCACAGAACUGGCAUUGAGAUAUAAUGACAUCUCUCCCCUGGAGAACCAUCAUUGUUCUGUGGCCUUUAACAUCCUGGAGAAGUCUGAAAACAACAUAUUCCGAAAUUUGACAACAGAACAGUUUAAACGGAUUCGAGAAGGAAUGAUAAAGUGUGUUCUUGCCACAGACAUGACUCGUCAUAAUGAGAUUCUGAAUCAGUUCAGAUCCAUUGUGUCAGUGUUUGAUUUUAACAACAAAAACCACAAGGACAUCCUUACAAUGAUUAUUAUAAAAGUAAGCGACAUUUCCAAUGAAGCUCGACCAUUGGAUGUAGCUGAACCUUGGCUGGAUUGCUUAUUGCAGGAGUUUUUCAAUCAGAGUGACAUGGAGAAGCUAGAAGGGUUGCCAGUGUCUCCAUUCAUGGACAGGGACAAGGUGACAAAGCCAUCUUCCCAAACAGGUUUCAUCCGCUUUGUGUUGCUGCCAUUGUUUAUCGAACUCGCAAAUCUAUUCCCCAGUUUGGAGCAACACAUCAUUGACCCUGUGCGAAAGGCUUUGGACUAUUACACAGAGAUGGAGAAAGCCUUGGAAAAGGAGAAACAGAAUCGUACUGGAGGGUCACAGUGUGAUAAAGUAGUGAAACCUCUGGACAAGCAAGAUGAAAACCAAAAAAAUACAGAUCAAACUGAGUCCAAUAAAAUUGUCAUCAGUACUGAGCAGAAAGUCAGCAGCUCAGGCAUGUUGAAGAAGACAAAAGCAUUGCAACCUUUGCAGAAAUUUGAGUAAAUAAGUAAAAGCAGAGGAUUUGAGCUUGGAAAUGAUCCCAACAAACAGACAAUAAGUAUUUAUUGGCCUAGAUUUUGCAGAGAAUCCUGCUCAUCACUAACUCUCUGGCACACGUUUCCUCUUUUCUAAUGUUAAUUUGAAUUUGGCAUGAGACUUCUUGCUAUCCAGCAGUAAUGAUGUCAGCAAGCAGGAUAAGCAGCUAAUCACAUUGAAGUAUUUUCACAGACAGCAAACCAGGAAGUAAAAUGCAAUGACCACCUUUCACUUUUGAUAAAUUUUACAACAGAUUAAAAUAAAGAUUGACAUACUUCUAUUGUAAAUUUAAAUAUCAUAAUAAAUGUUACAUUUUAUUACAUUACAAAACUUGGGAUUAUUAUUGGAUGAAAAGUGUUGAUUUUGAAAAAUAUCACAUUGGUUUUCCAAGGCUAGAAGAGAUUCCCUGGUGUUGGGAAAAUAACACAAUUAGUAACAAGUCGUAGUUUUUGGGCUGCUUUUAACAGUGAUAAUACAGUGCAAAAUGGGCCGAUUUCAUCAGUUCAGUGAUUUCUGAAUUGAUCUCCGCUCACAGGAAUUUAGAUUAGAUUAGAUUCCCUACAGUGUGGGAAACAGGCACUUCGGCCCAACAAGUCCACACCAACCCUCCA
This is a messenger RNA of Chiloscyllium plagiosum (whitespotted bambooshark), 2770 nucleotides long. RefSeq names its product high affinity cGMP-specific 3',5'-cyclic phosphodiesterase 9A. NCBI's taxonomy places the organism in Eukaryota, Metazoa, Chordata, Chondrichthyes, Orectolobiformes, Hemiscylliidae. Gene Ontology annotation, biological process: signal transduction. The record is from RefSeq and is a predicted model, not a curated record. Gene Ontology annotation, molecular function: 3',5'-cyclic-nucleotide phosphodiesterase activity.